AUGAGGCCGCUUCGCAUUAUUCUUCUUGCAGCAGUGCUGCUGGUCUCGCUCUUGUCCCUCACAGCCUCCGCUUCAACCAGUUGGGACAAAGACGAUCACGAGAUCUUUGAACUUCAAUCGGCUCUCGAAGCAACAUACGGCAAAUCGACCAAUUUCUACUCGCUCCUCGACAUUCCUCGCUCCGCUUCAUCUUUAGAGAUCAAGAGAGCCUAUCGCAAACGAUCACUCGAACUGCAUCCGGAUAAAAACCCCAACGUUGCCGAUGCACAGCAACGCUUCGAACGUCUUGGACUCGUCUAUAAGAUCCUGCGAGAUGGAAGGAAGGACCGCUAUGAUCAUUUUUUGAAGUCGGGUUUCCCCAAGUGGAGACGAAACGGCUAUUUCUACGAACGGUACAGGCCUGGACUGGCAAGCGUACUGGUCGGCAUUGUGGCGGUGAGCGUCUUGGUGGAAAUGGGCAUUUCGCGCUUGACGAGUGGCCAGGAGAGGAGCAAGAUCGAGAGGUUGAAGAUGAGCGCUAGGCUGGUUGCGUGGGGACCGAGGUACCAGGCGAUCCUUGCGAGCCUGUUGGUUGACCAGAGUACGCCGGCUGGACUCAUGCCGAGCAAAGUCGCGCGAGUCGAGAAGAAAGUCAGGGUGCCAAUUACCGGGUUUCCCUCACUCCCCGCUUUCCCUACCACCGCCGCUAUCACAUCAGGCUCGGUCGACUGGGACACACAAGAAUCUCUCACACGAACCGUCCUCACCAAUCCGUCAUCUGCCGGUGACAGCGGCGCUCCCAUCGUCGAAUGCCUCGUCCACGAACAAGACGUUUCGCUGCUGGACAAGUAUUCCAACGAGUGGAUCAAGUUGGACGAGAACGACGCUUCACCCACCAAGGUUACGCAAACGUGGCCUUUCAGGCUCGUAGCUGCAGUGGUGAAUAGGUUCACUGGUCAGCACGAGGACGUGCUGGGUGAGGUGGAGGAUGAUCCCCUUGAGCAAGAGGUGCCCAAGCCAAAGUCGAGUGGCAAGAACGGCAAGCUGAGGAAGGGUAACAAGAACAAAACGCAGUAA
Molecule: messenger RNA, 1056 nt
Organism: Mycosarcoma maydis (corn smut)
Lineage: Eukaryota; Fungi; Basidiomycota; Ustilaginomycetes; Ustilaginales
Exons: 1
Coding region: 1-1056 (351 amino acids)
Cellular component (GO): endomembrane system
Source: RefSeq, a predicted model, not a curated record